This is a messenger RNA of Phytophthora sojae, 3231 nucleotides long. RefSeq lists its product as hypothetical. Bases 1 to 3231 code for a protein of 1076 amino acids. The record is from RefSeq and is a predicted model, not a curated record. The transcript is spliced from 6 exons. Gene Ontology annotation, cellular component: nucleus; cytoplasm. Gene Ontology annotation, biological process: ribosomal large subunit export from nucleus; ribosomal small subunit export from nucleus; protein export from nucleus. Gene Ontology annotation, molecular function: nuclear export signal receptor activity; small GTPase binding. NCBI's taxonomy places the organism in Eukaryota, Oomycota, Peronosporomycetes, Peronosporales, Peronosporaceae.
AUGGAAGCAGUCGGCCAGAAGCUGCUGGACUUCUCGCAGCCCUUCGACGUGGCGGCGCUGGACCAGGUCGUGGCGUGCAUGAACGACCCCAGGAGCCCGCACCAGCGCGUGGCCAACCAGAUCAUGGUGGCGCUGCAGGAGCACCAGGACUCGUGGACGCGCGCCUCCGACAUCCUCGAGCAGUCCAGCAGUAUCCAGACCAAGUUCUUUGGCCUGCAGAUUUUGGAAGAUGCCAUUCGGUACCGCUGGAAGAUCCUGCCCAAGGACCAGCGCGAGGGCAUCAAGAGCUACAUCGUGGGCAAGCUGCUGUCGAUGUCGUCGGAUGAGUCGACGCUGCACAGUCAGCGCAUGUUCGUCAACAAGAUGGACCUGGUGCUCGUGCAGGUGCUGAAGCACGAGUGGCCGCAGAACUGGCCGUCGUUCAUCACGGACAUCGUCAACUCGAGCAAGACGUCGGAGAUCUUGUGCGAGAACAACAUGACCAUCCUGAAGCUGCUGAGCGAGGAAGUCUUCGACUUCUCCAAGGACCAGCUCACGGAGCAGAAGACCAAGACGCUGAAGGAAAGCCUCAACCACGAGUUCACGCAGAUUUUCCAGCUGUGCGAGUUCGUGCUGAACAAGUCGACGCACGUCCCGCUGCUCCAGAUUACGCUUCAGACUCUGCUGCGUUUCCUGAGCUGGAUUCCGCUUGGCUUCAUCUUCGAGACGGACCUAAUCAAAAUCCUGGUCACAAAAUUCCUGGCGACGGGCGUGUUCCGCAACGAUACCAUCAGCUGUUUGAGCGAGAUCGCUCAGCUUCGUGACGUCCCUGAACAGUACAACAACGUGUACGUGCAGCUGUACAUGGGCGUCCUCAACGAGGUGGGCAAGAUCCUGCCGCCCGGCAACUCGUUCACGCCGUUCUGGGAGCAGGACGAGGUGUAUGUUCAGCGUCUGAGUAUUUUCUUCACGAGUUUCUUCCGGUACCACAUCCAAGUCAUCGAGCGACCUAUCACUGCUCCUGGCGACGAGGCCCACCAGGCGCUGCUUGCGGGUUUCACAUACCUUGUGUGCAUUGCCGAGGUGGACGACGACAGCAUUUUCAAGAUCUGCUUGGACUACUGGCACUACUUCACGCGUGACCUGUACACAGUGGACCAGAACCAGAUGAACCCGCUUGCGGGCUUCCAGAACCAGUCGCGCAGCCGCCGCGAGCUUGUGUCACCCGUGAUGAACCGUGUGCGUCACGUGAUGAUCUCGAAGAUGGUUAAGCCGUCAGAAGUGCUGAUUGUCGAAGAUGAGAAUGGCGAAAUUGUGCGUGAGACGACCAAGGACACGGAGGCUCUGUCGCAGUAUAAGACAAUGCACGAGACGCUGGUGUACCUCACGCACUUGAACUACGAUGACACUGAGACGAUCAUGCUGGAGAAGCUUACGGCCCAGGUCGAGGGCACGGAAUGGUCGUGGAACAACCUGAACACGCUUUGCUGGGCUAUCGGAUCGAUCUCGGGUGCGAUGAGCGAAGAGAACGAGAAGCGUUUCUUGGUUACGGUGAUCAAGGACCUUCUCGGACUGUGCGAGAUGAAGCGUGGCAAGGACAACAAGGCUGUUGUCGCUUCUAACAUUAUGUACGUCGUUGGACAGUACCCGCGUUUCCUGCGCGCCCACUGGAAGUUCCUCCGCACUGUUGUAAACAAGCUGUUCGAGUUCAUGCACGAGCUUCACCCCGGUGUGCAGGACAUGGCGUGUGACACCUUCCUUAAGAUCUCGCAGAAGUGCCGGCGCAAAUUCGUGGUUCUUCAGAGCGGUGAGAGCCGUCCGUUCGUGGAGGAGCUGCUGGAGGAGCUGCCCCGUAUCGUUUCGGAUCUGGAGACGCACCAGGUGCACACGUUCUACGAGGCUGUGGCGUCGAUGCUUGCUGCCGAAAACGAUGCUGGCCGAAAGGAAGUGCUCCUUGGUCGCUUGAUGAACCUCCCCAACGAGGCCUGGAAGUCCAUUAUGUCCCAAGCAUCGCAGGACGUGAACAUUCUGUAUGACAGCCGGGGUAUCAAGGAAAUUGUGAAAAUCAUCCGUACGAACGUGAGGGUGUGCAAGGCUAUCGGACCUAACGGCUUCAACUCACAGAUGGGCUACAUUUUCCAGGACAUGCUGAACGUGUACGUGGCGUACACGCAGCGUAUUGCUGUGAUGGUCGAACAGGGUGGAGAGAUUGCUGUGAAGACUUCGGAGGUGCGAUCACUGCGUAGUGCUAAGAAGGAGAGUUUGCGUCUGAUGGAUGCAUUUGUGGAGCACACUGCCGGAGAUGACUCGUCCCGGCAAUUCGUGGCUACCCACUUCCUACCCAAGCUUUUGGAGACGAUCCUCUCAGACUACCAGAACACAACGCCUACUGCUAAGGAGUCCGAGGUGCUUAGCUUGCUGGCUACGAGCAUCAACAAGCUGAAGACCAUCAUUGCGCCCACUGUGCCGAUGAUCCUCGAGGCUGUGUUUGAGUGCACCCUUCAGAUGAUUACCAAGAACUUCGAGGACUUCCCGGAGCACCGUGUGAACUUCUUCAAGCUGCUGCAGGCUGUGAACGACUUCUGUUUCGAGGCGCUGUUCAGUAUCCCCCAGGAGCACCAGAAGCUGGUUGUGGACUCGAUUAUUUGGGCCUUCAAGCACACGGAGCGCAAUGUUGCUGACACGGGUCUCGCCACGCUGUUUGCGCUGCUGCUGAACAUCCAGGAGAACCCGCAGAUCGCCGCCGGCUUCUACCGCUCGUUCUACUUGCUCCUGCUUCAGGACAUUCUCGCCGUGCUGACCGACCGUCUGCACAAGUUCGGCUUCAAGCUGCACGCGGCGAUCUUGCGUCACAUGUUCAUGAUCGUGGAGAACAACCACGUGGUCGUGCCUCUGUGGGAGUCGGUGCCCAACGCGGGUCCGGUACCGCCCGGCCAGACCAACUCGGCGUUCCUCAAGGACUACGUGGCCAACCUGAUCGGCUCGUCGUUCCCGAACCUGUCGCGCGCACAGGUCGUGGAGUUCGUGGUGGGCUGCUUUGACAUGUCGAAGGACCUGCCGACGUUCAAGAAGCACCUGCGCGACUUCCUGGUCAACAUCAAGGAGUUCGCGGGCGAGGACAACGCCGAGCUGUUCCUGGAGGAGAACCUGGCGCGGACGCAGCUGCAGGAGAAGCAGGACAUGGCCGCCAAGCUGGCAGUGCCCGGCCUUGUGAACCCGAACGAGCGCCCGGACGAGAUGGCCGACCUGUAG